GUCCCACUGUGGGCCAGCAGCUUGGGUCCAACUUCCUGGUUCAGGGUUUGAAGUCAAGAAGUGGUGGCUGGAGGCUUGGAACUUGGGGUCUGCGUCUGGGUUUGGUCAGAGUCCGGAGUCGGAGGCUCGGUCUUGAAGUCUGAUUGUCAUUGGGUGUUGGAAACAAUACCACUGUUAAGGAACGUUAAUACGAUAUUUUGGACUCUAAAGUCCUAUUUUAAAGUCUCAAACUCUCAGUACACUCAUAUUUAAGUUCGUACUUAAGAUGUUUUGAGAGUAGUUUACCUUCCCUAUCAGCUAUCAAUUUGGGACAGCAAUAGAACAAAGGUGCAAGGAACAAAUGACUGUCGAAUUUAAGUGUUAUGACCGAAAAUUGGGUUCAGAUGACAAUAAGAAAAACUCAGUUCUUGGGAGGGUUAUAAAUAACUCCAUUCUGAAUCAAAUCUCCCUCAGUUAUUGGGACUGUUAUUUUUUGUUUUGUUUUAAAUCAUGUCAUAGAAGAUGGUCAAAUUCUUGUGAAAUUUAAAUAUAUCCGUAGGUUGUCAUUGUUCCAUUCCAUAUUUUCCAUUUGAUAAUCAAUUUGCAUAAUAACUUCUCUAGUUUCUUAUCUCAUGUUGCAGAUGGGCGUGGCUAUAUAUCCACUAAAGGCCAAGACAAAAGUGUGUCCUAUUUGCAGAGGUAUUGGGAGAGUUACAAUUCCUCCGUUCACAUCAACAUGCAGUACUUGUAAAGGGUCAGGCCAAAUAAUCAAGGAACAUUGUAUGUCAUGUGGAGGAUUAGGGAUAGUUGAAGGUGCAAGAGAAGUUGAAGUUACCAUCCCAGCAGGUGUGGAUUCUGGAGAUACAAUCCGCGUACCAGAGGCUGGGAAUAGUGGGCCACGGGGAAGUCAGCCAGGGUGGUUAUACAUUAGUCUUUCUCUAUACAUUAAGCUAAAGGUUGCUGAAGAUCCUGUUUUUGCUAGAGAUGGUGCAGAUGUUUUUGUGGACUCUAAUAUCAGCUUUACUCAAGUGAGACUGAUUUCUUGCAUGUACAUGACUUAUAGUUACCUUGAUUCCAUAUGA
This is a messenger RNA of Rosa rugosa (rugosa rose), 1061 nucleotides long. Its product is annotated as chaperone protein dnaJ 1, mitochondrial-like. Gene Ontology annotation, molecular function: heat shock protein binding. The transcript has 5 exons. Gene Ontology annotation, cellular component: cytoplasm. Lineage: Eukaryota; Viridiplantae; Streptophyta; Magnoliopsida; Rosales; Rosaceae. The record is from RefSeq and is a predicted model, not a curated record. Gene Ontology annotation, biological process: protein refolding. Bases 612 to 1061 code for a protein of 149 amino acids.